Molecule: messenger RNA, 1575 nt
Organism: Euleptes europaea (tarantolino)
Lineage: Eukaryota; Metazoa; Chordata; Lepidosauria; Squamata; Sphaerodactylidae
Gene: TENT2
Product: terminal nucleotidyltransferase 2
Exons: 14
Coding region: 32-1531 (499 amino acids)
Cellular component (GO): cytosol
Molecular function (GO): poly(A) RNA polymerase activity
Source: RefSeq, a predicted model, not a curated record
GAAUACAUGUUUACUUUCAGCAUAGAGGAGCAUGUUCCCAAAUUCUUCCAACUUGGGUCGUCCACCCUUCCCUCCAGAGCACCAACGAUACAACUUCUUCAGUAAUCUUCCAGUGAAUAUACCUCCUGUUCUUCUUUUUCACCAGCAAAUUAUUGAUCAUCCGCAAUUCCAAAGUUCAAUAGCUCCAGUGAGUGGUAACCUUUCAACUGUCCCUCCUGUUUCACCGCCGCCGCCACCCUUCACCUAUAGAAAUGGCAGCCCGGUGCAUACAUCAGCCACACCCACAUCAUUCCGAGGCAGAAAGAGACUGAAAGAGCAAAAUGUUCAUUAUGAAGUGAAGCGCCAGCGGUUUCAUUCGCCUCACCGUGAAUCCACUUCAGCUAGCCAAGCAGUGCCUUUACCAGAAGAUCACAGGCGUUCGUUCCCCGGAUCAAUUCCCUUGCCAUUACUUCAUGCGCAUUAUAUCUCAGAUUUGACUGGAUGCGUGCCGCCCUUACAAGAAGCCUCAUUUCCUGACCCUAUAGAAACUGCGCUCCCUGUGGCCAAAGAUAAGUUAAGUCAGCAAGUACUGGAGCUAUUUCAGGCAUGUCAACAACAAACCUAUGACUUGAACAAAAAAGAGCUUUGCCGGACACAACUCCAAAGGGAGAUUCAGCAGAUCUUUCCGAAUAGUAGACUAUUUUUGGUUGGAUCCUCGCUGAAUGGAUUUGGUACUCGUAGUAGUGAUGGUGAUUUGUGCCUAGUGGUUAAGGAGGAGCCAAUGAAUCAGAAGACUGAAGCAAGACACAUACUCAGCUUACUCCAAAAACUCUUCUGUAGAAAACUUUCAAGCUACAUUGAGAGACCUCAACUGAUUCGAGCAAAAGUGCCAAUAGUGAAGUUCAGGGACAAAGUCAGCUGUGUGGAGUUUGACUUGAAUGUAAACAAUGUUGUAGGAAUAAGAAACACAUUCCUUCUCAGAACCUAUGCAUACAUUGAGAGUCGAGUUCGUCCAUUAGUGCUGGUUGUGAAGAAGUGGGCGAGCUUUCGUGGCAUAAAUGAUGCCAGUCGAGGCACUUUAAGCAGCUAUAGUCUUGUGUUGAUGGUUUUGCACUAUUUACAAACCCUACCUGAACCUAUCCUUCCAUCCCUCCAAAAAAAUUACCCAGAGUCUUUUGAUCCUACUAUGCAGCUGCACCUUGUGCACCAAGCCCCCUGCACCAUUCCUCCUUACCUUUCCAAAAACGAAUCAACUCUUGGACACCUCUUGCUGGGCUUCCUGAAAUAUUAUGCUACCGAGUUUGAUUGGAGCGGUCAGAUGAUUUCAGUUCGUGAAGCCAAAGCCAUUCCAAGGCCGGAUGGUAUUGAAUGGAGAAACAAGUUCAUUUGCGUAGAAGAACCUUUUGACCGAACAAACACUGCUAGAGCAGUACACGAGAAACAGAAGUUUGACAUCAUCCUUGACGAAUUUCGAAAGUCAUGGCAAAGAUUGAGAGACAGGAGAGACUUGAACUGUAUACUACCUUUAAGAGCAACUAUUCAGAAAAGAUAACUGGCUUCCGUCUCCAUGACCGAGACGUAAACCCCCAAAUGAAU